CUUCGUCAGUUUGAAUCUUGGCUUGCAGCUGUGAAGAUAUCUACGAGAGUCAGGAAACUCGCUAUAACUUUAAAUCGUUUUGUAUUAAAUAAUAAUAAAGUGCAGUAAUAUGUCGGGAUUAAUGAAUGGCUUUCUGCUUUUGUUCGCCUGCAAUUUGCUGUUGGCUGUGCACGUAUCUGCCAAUAAGCAGCAGAAAAAUCAAAACCAAGAAAUCUGGGAACAAGACCUUUCGGACACCUUUAAAAUCGAGGGCAGCGACCAGGGCAUUCAAAAGGUUAACCUCAAGUGCGGAGCGGACUCCAUGAACGUGGUGCUGGAGACGGAGAAGCCUUUCAUGGGUGUGAUGUACACUCGUGGCAGCUUCUACAAGCAGUCUGCGCCGUGCUUCAUGAAGCCAUCUUCCAGCCAGGGAUCCCGCACAAUGGAGAUGAACUUCCAGCUGGACCAGUGCCAGACGAUCCGGGAUGGUGAUCUCUACACCAACAUCGUGGUGAUCCAAAACGACCCAGAGCUGAUCACACCCGGAGAUUCGGCCUUCUCGCUGGAAUGCGACUUCCGGCAGCCUCGCAACCUGGACGUGGAGGCCAGCAUGCAGGCCAGGGACAGAGUGGCCACUGGUUCGAAAAUCACACUCACAAGUCCUGAUCCCGCGGCACCCACGGAACACCUACAUAACUCGGUGGUCAGCAACAGCGACUCGGUCGCAUACAUACCAAAGUUCAGUCGGCCAAAUAGAACCAUACACCUGGGCUCCGUGGAGGAGGUGACGCUGCCAUCGUCCUCCCAGGCGCGAGAUGAGCUCUAGGAACACCUACACUCCACGAAACGAUACUUAAAUAGAACACAAGAUACUCAAAGACAUUAUCACAACACUUAAAGAAACACCACAGAGUACAGGAAAUUAGCACAGAAUGCGACGCAGGCGCCAACGGAAGCAAAUUGAUGGCAAUUGUGCGGCAAAUGCAUUAACACCACUUCAUGUAUUUUCAUUUAAAUGGUUUUUCAUAUCCUGUGAUAUUUUUUAAGUUUGUGUUUAAUAAAAACUUGGCAAAAGU
Molecule: messenger RNA, 1055 nt
Organism: Drosophila melanogaster (fruit fly)
Lineage: Eukaryota; Metazoa; Arthropoda; Insecta; Diptera; Drosophilidae
Exons: 4
Coding region: 110-805 (231 amino acids)
Source: RefSeq, marked reviewed